Messenger RNA from Carassius gibelio (silver crucian carp), 5244 nucleotides. RefSeq names its product VWFA and cache domain-containing protein 1. Gene Ontology annotation, cellular component: voltage-gated calcium channel complex. The coding region runs from base 167 to 4153 and encodes 1328 amino acids. The transcript is spliced from 27 exons. NCBI's taxonomy places the organism in Eukaryota, Metazoa, Chordata, Actinopteri, Cypriniformes, Cyprinidae. Gene Ontology annotation, molecular function: voltage-gated calcium channel activity. The record is from RefSeq and is a predicted model, not a curated record.
GGUGUUUGGAUGGCGCGCCUCCUGCUUUUCACUCCUAUUGUGAUGCUCCGGCUCACACACACACACACACACACACACCCGCUCACUCACUUUAACCAGCGCCAACAGCCAAAGAAACUAAUGCUGUCCUCUUUACCAGCGUCUGAGUUUUUGAAAUUAUGUCUCGAUGCGACUUAGUAACCCCGCUGGAGUUCGGAAAGUGGGAGAAGUGAAAAGGGAAAGUUGGGAAGUGAUCGGUGAAGUUUUUCGCUGUUCCCGUGCAGGAGCGCAUCGAGCCGUAAUGGCGAGUCGUGCGCGGACAGGAUCUCGAUUCUCUCUCGCGGCGUGGAGCACACACUCCCGAUCACACUGGAAUAACCUGGAGAUUUCAAAGUGGAGCCUAUUAGCCCUGUUGCUGGUUGUUUGUGUUGGAUUUUGUGGUGCGGAUAGUGAGUUCUCGAUCCUGGAAGAGGCUCAGAUUUUGGCAGUCCAGAUGAAGAAGCUGUCUACUCAGGAGCUGGGUGUUCUCACCAUGCAGAGAAUCUACAACUCCUUUGUGUACACGGAGAAGACUUCAAAUGGUGAAACAGAGGUGCAGCAGCUAGCAAAAAAGAUCCGUGAGAAGUUUAACCGGUACCUGGAUGUGGUAAACAGGAACAAACAGGUGGUGGAAGCCUCUUACACGGCACAUCUCACCUCCCCUCUCACAGCCAUCCAGGACUGCUGCACCAUCCCCCCUUCCAUGAUGGAGUUUGACGGUCAUUUUAAUGCCAAUGUUUCGAAGACCAUCAGCUGUGAUCGCCUCUCCCCUACCGUCAAUAGCCGAGCUUUCAACCCAGGACGAGACCUCAACUCUGUGUUGGCAGACAACCUCAAGUCCAAUCCAGGGAUCAAGUGGCAGUACUUCAGCUCAGAGGAGGGCAUUUUCACUGUGUUUCCUGCUCACAAGUUUCACUGCAAGGGCACAUUCGAGCACAGGAGCAGGCCUGUGUAUGUUUCAGCAGUAAGGCCGCAGUCGAAACAUAUUGUAGUGAUCAUAGACCAUGGUGCCUCCGUCACUGAGACCCAACUCCAGAUCGCCCGCGACGCUGCGCUAAUCAUCCUCAACUCCAUUGAUGAACAUGAUAAAAUCUCAGUGUUGACCAUAGCAGAUACUGUUCGUUCCUGCUCUCUGGAUCAGUGCUACAAGAGCUUCCUCUCUCCCGCUACCAGCGAGACUAAGAGGAAGAUGAGCACCUUCAUCAACAACAUUAAAGCAUCUGACAGCUCUACCCAGCAUGCACUUGGCUUCCAGAAAGCCUUUCAGUUGUUGAGGAACACAAGCAAUGUCAUUAGACAACCGACUAACACGGACAUGGUGAUAAUCUACCUGUCAUCAGGCAUCACCUCCAGAGACUCAUCUGAGCACGAAAAGAGAGCGACCCUGAGCGUGGUCAAAGAGGAGAACCGUCACCUCAACAACUCUGUCAUGAUCCUCACCUACGCUCUCAUGAACGAAGGAGUAACGGGACUCAAGGAGCUGGCGUUCUUGCGAGACCUGGCCGAGCAGAACUCUGUUAAGUAUGGCGUCCCGGAUCGUUCUGCCCUGCCCGUCGUCAAGGGAAGUAUGAUGGUUUUGAACCAGCUCAGUAACCUGGAGACCACUGUGGGCCGCUUCUACAUCAACCUCCCCAAUCGAAUGAUCGACGUGGCCUCCUUCAGCUUGCCUUAUGCAGACCAGAUGGGAGACGGUUUCAUCAUGACCGUCAGCCGGCCAUGCUACUUUGGGAACUUGUUGCUGGGUGUAGUUGGAGUGGAUGUGAAUCUGGCAUAUAUACUGGAGGAUGUGACCUACUACCAGGAUUCCCUGGCCUCAUAUACAUUCCUCAUAGACAAUAAAGGCUACACCCUCAUGCAUCCGUCACUCACCCGUCCAUACCUGAUGACUGAAGCUCCUCUCCAUACAGACAUCAUCCACUAUGAGAACAUCCCAGGGUUUGCUGCCGUGCGUCAAAACAUCCUCAGUCUGCCUCUGGGGAGCCAGGUCAUUGCUGUGCCUGUCAACUCCUCUCUGUCUUGGCACAUGAACCGCCUACGUGAUCCCAAUCGAGAUGCCUACAAUGUCAGCUACGCUUGGAAAUUGGUUCAGGACACUUCAUUUAUCUUGUGUAUAGUUUACGUUCAGCCAGAGAUCCCGGUGAAGCAACUGAAAAAUCUGAACACAGCUCCUAGCAGCAAACUUCUGUACCACCGCCUGGAUCUGCUGGGGCAGCCCAGCUCCUGCCUCCACUUUAAACAGCUCGCUACAGUCGAGAGUCCCACAGUGAUGUUGUCUGCUGGUAGUUUCUCCUCUCCAUAUGAGCACUUGAGUCAGCCAGAGACCAAGCGCAUGGUGGAGCACUACACAGCUUACCUGAGUGACAACACCCGGCUCAUAGCCAACCCAGGCCUGAAGUCUUCUGUGAGAAAUGAGGUGAUGGCCACCAGUCACGUGACAGAUGAAUGGAUGAGUCUUAUGGAGAUGAGCAGCCUCAACUGCUACAUUGUGAGGCGUUACAUAGCAACGCCCAAUGGGGUGCUGCGGAUUUACCCCGGUUCUCUCAUGGACAAAGCCUUCGAUCCCACCAGGAGACGAUGGUACCUACAUGCUGUAGCCAAUCCCGGUCUCAUCACUUUUACUGGACCCUACCUGGAUGUUGGUGGGGCGGGUUAUGUGGUCACCAUCAGCCACACUAUCCACGCCUCUAGUUCACAAAAGGCCUCCGGUUACACAGUAGCGGUUAUGGGCAUUGACUUCACUCUGCGCUACUUCUACAAAGUUCUGUUGGAUCUACUGCCCAUCUGCAACCAGGACAAGGGCAACAAAAUCCGGUGUUUUAUUAUGGAGGACAGAGGCUAUCUGGUGGCCCAUCCGACUCUGAUUGACCCGAAGGGCCACGCUCCAGCAGAACAACAACAUAUUACUCAUAAGGAGCCUCUAGUGGCCAAUGACAUUCUCAACCAUCCCAACUUUGUGAAGAAGAACCUGUGCAAUAGCUUCAGUGAUCGUACUGUGCAGCGCUUCUACAAGUUCAACACCAGCAUUGUGGGUGAUCUGACAAACCUUGUGCAUGGCAGUCACUGCUCAAAGUACCGGCUCACUCGUAUCCCAGGAACCAAUGCGUUUGCUGGGAUUGUGAAUGAGACCUGUGAUUCACUGGCCUUCUGUGCUUGCAGUACUGUGGAUCGUCUCUGUCUUAACUGCCACAGAAUGGAGCAGAAUGAGUGUGAGUGCCCCUGUGAAUGCCCUCUAGAGGUGAAUGAAUGCACUGGUAACCUCACCAACGCCGAGAACAGAAACCCGAGCUGCGACGUGCACCAGGAGCCUUUGUCUUUGACUGUAAUUGAGCCCAGUCUACAGGACACUCUGCCUCAGUGUAUCAACACCAGAUGCAGCCAGCGCUUCACCAGCAGUGACUGUUUUGGUGUUCUGGACUGUGAGUGGUGUAUGGUGGACAGUGACGGAAAGACCCAUUUGGAUAAGCCUUACUGUGCCCUACAGAAGGAAUGUUUUGGAGGGAUAGUAGGUGCCAAGAGUCCCUAUGUGGAUGGACUGGGCAUUUUAGAUGAGGAGUUGGCUUCGCUGAACAUGAUCAAGAGUGCGCCUGUGGGGCCAGUGGCAGGAGGGAUUAUGGGAUGCAUCAUGGUACUGGUGUUGGCUGUGUAUGCAUACAGGCACCAGAUCCACCGUCGCAGCCAUCAGCACAUGUCCCCGCUGGCUGCCCAGGAGAUGUCCGUCAGGAUGUCCAACCUGGACAACGAGCGAGAUGACAGAGAUGAAGACAGUCAUGAAGACAGAGGAAUAAUUAGUAACACUCGAUUCAUUGCCGCUGUUAUUGAGAGGCACACACACAGCCCAGAACGACGACGGAGGUACUGGGGGAGGUCAGGGACUGAAAGUGACCAUGGUUACAGCACCAUGAGCCCUCAGGAGGACAGCGAGAACCCGCCCUGCAACAAUGAUCCUCUCUCUGCGGGCGUUGAUGUGGGCAAUCACGACGAGGACCUAGACCUGGACACACCUCCACAGACAGCUGCUCUUCUCAGCCACAAGUUCCACCCCUAUCGGCACCCGCACACACACCACCCCCUGCACUUGCACACGCAUCAUCUCCAGGCUGCCGUCACCGUGCACAGCGUGGAUGCCGAGUGCUGAUCCUGUCCACCUGUGACCCCAAACCAACCACCAACCCUGACUUUGAUGCCACUUCUAGCUUCAGCCACCACCUCCAUUCAGGCCCUGCAAAACCAAGGAGAGAACCUUGUUGAGAAUGGGAGCGGACUUUUGACCUCUGUAGAGGUCAAUAAGGAGUGCAUUUGGCAGGUGUAUACAAUACAAAGCUCCUUAUGGUCCCCCCCCCCCCCCCCCAAGAAACAAUGAAGUUAAAAGGAUUAUUUUUCUACUAUUUAUUUAAGAGGAGUGGAGAUGGAGGUAAUGAUUGGGGAAAAAAUGAAAUUGAUUGACAGACUGAAUUUGUCAGCUUUCUAUUAGGCCUAUGGAUCCCAUUUUAGGAUUUCUCCUCAUCUAGACUGCAAAGCAGCUUUGAAGGAUACGAUUCAUGGCACAUUUGAGUCAUCUGCAUGUCAUGAGAAUUUCUUAUGGGGAGAGUGAACAAAACAUUUCAUGGAACGAUAGACACAAAUGCCUGCGCUGCACAUCAAGGAGACGAGACAAUGUGGCGUAUUCUGAGGAGCUGUCACUCACCUUUUUUUUUGACUGUGAGAUGAUGGUGAAUCUCAAGACUUUGUUCAAUGUCACCAAGGUGUUCUGGGCCACAAACCCAGUGCAGGAUAUUUGAAAUAUUUUAAAGAUGACUGGGAGAGAGACUAUGCUCAGUUCUGCCACUGUGUGUGUAUAAGCUCUCAUUGUAUUUUUGUCAGCCCGAUUAUUUUACAUUUGGGGUACGAGAGAGAGAGAGAAACAGAGUGUGCAUGUGUUGGUGCUUGUGUGUGUAAUUGUGUGUGAAUGUGGUGGAUGUGUGAUGCCGCAGAUGGGUCUUCUCCAAUAAUGUUGUCAAUUUUUUUAAAGUCAUUAGUAAGUAUUGAUGGAAUGCCAUGAUAUUUUUCAGAUCUUUCUAAACCCAUGUGCACUUUUAAACAACUGCUUGUCUACUGAUAUGUAGACAUUGUGCUCCUAUGAUUUUAGAGGGAUUGUGUCUAUUGUUUAAAGAAUGAAAUGAUAUACCAUGUAUAUACAUCUAAAGUUUAACAAAGUAGCUAUAAAUGUGUCAUACACUACAACCCUUU